Messenger RNA from Carica papaya (papaya), 414 nucleotides. NCBI's taxonomy places the organism in Eukaryota, Viridiplantae, Streptophyta, Magnoliopsida, Brassicales, Caricaceae. The record is from RefSeq and is a predicted model, not a curated record.
UAAGUGUAGUACUGAUGAUACUUGAUUUAUGUUGACUCAUUUUUAGUUCAUUCCAUUAUUUUUCCCCUUUCUUCUUCUAUUAGGGCAUGAUGAGUGCUGGAACAAGUCCUGACCAAAUGAUUCAGAGUGCUGGAGUUCCAGGACCUUUAAAUGGGUUGAGUCAAAUUGAGCUUGAUUCUCAGGGUAGGCUCAAUGCUGUCGAGGAAGAUGGCCAUCAAGAGGGGGAGAGUGCUCCAUCUGAGAGGCAAGCCUCCCCCAAAAAGCUCUAUCGGGCUGCUCUAUUGAGGAGCCGCUUUGCAGACACCAUACUUAAAGCUCGAGAAAAGGCACUUGAGAAGGUUGGUUGAAGUGGUCUUAUGUGUAUGGUUUAGUUAGUUUGGUUUUUUUGUUUUACUCUAAAUCAUUUUUCUUUAG